UCCAUUCAGUAGAUCCACACAUGUGUACAUAUAUAUAGAUAUAGAUUGAAAACUACAAGAGCUGCAACAGAAAAAUUUGUUAAUUAAGAAAAACUAUUGUACCAUUGAGAAAAAUGUUAUUAUAAAACUAUGAUAUAUUUUUCUAAUUCAAAAUAGUGUUUUGAUAUUUAAUUUUAUAGUCUCUCCAAGUGUUAGGAAUUGGUAAUGAAAAGUUAACCUCUAAUUAAAUUAAAGAAUAUCAAAUAUGAGUGAAAAAGAAAAUAACCCGUCAGAGAAAAAAGUAUGGACAGAAGCUGAAAGACUAGAGUUGAGUGCAAAGCUUGAUAGAGAACUUGAAGAUUAUAUAGAUAGUCUUGACAAAAAGGUUUAUACAGAUGGAUGGUCAGAAGAUCGAUGGCAAGAAGAAAUGGAAAAGCAUCCUUUUUUCAUGACAAAGAUGCCUGAAAAUCCAGCAGAAAUGUCUCCACUUUUAGAAGGACUUCAAUUAUUAAAAUAUAGUGAAGAAUAUAACACACCAAAUGAAUUAGCUCAAAGUUAUAAAGAAGAUGGUAAUUUUAAUUAUAAACAUAAAAAGUAUCGUUUAGCUAUUCUCAAUUUUUCAAAAGGGAUCUCAAAUAAAUGUGAGGAUAAAGAUUUAUUAGCUCAGUUGUAUAACAACAGAGCACUUGCUCAAUUCAAGUUGCAAAAUUAUCGAUCGAGUUUAAAUGACUGUAAGCAGGCUCUUAAUUUAAAACCAAAUUAUUUAAAGGCUAUGCAUACAGCAGCUAAAUGUUAUUAUUAUAUCAAAGAUUAUGAUCAGUGUAUAAGUUAUUGUGAUAAAAUUUUAAAUAUUGAAUCAAGUAUCAAGGAAUUAAAUAAAGAAAUUGUUACCUUGAGAACACAAGCUGUGAAAAGUAACAAAUUAAAAAUGAGAGAUUCAAGAUUGCAAGAUAUAAAGGAAAAAAAUAUUGACAAAACUAAAGAAAAAAUAAAAAAUAUCAUUAAAGCUCGAAAUAUAAAAUUAGAUUAUUCAGAUAUAUUUUACGAUAACCAACAUGUUCAUUUGGACGAUCGUGAUAUGUUAGUUUGGCCUGUAAUUUUUGCGUAUCCUGAAAACAAUCAGACUGAUUUCAUACAAAACUUUCAUGAAAGUACAUUGAUUUCAGAACAAUUAGAAGAACUUUUUGUUGAACCACCAGCAUGGGAUAGUGACAGACGAUAUCAAAUUAAAAAAUUACAUGUUUAUUUUGAAGGUAUCAAUAAGAAACCGUGUAGAAUAGACAUUGAUAAACCUUUAUGUGAAAUUUUGCAGGAUGAAAAAUUUAUAGUUAAAAAUGGUACACCAUGGUUUUAUGUUUUGGUAGCUGACAGUAGAGAAGAAACAGCAUUUUUGAAAAGUUACUUUUAGUAUUAAUAAUUAAUUUUUUUAUUAAUACAUAGAAAGUAAAAAAUAACUUUUGUAAUAAAUUUCUCUGCUCAACUGAAUUUUUAUAAACAAUUGAUUCUUGUAAAGUUUUUGCGUAAAAAUUACUUUAAUGACAAAUUAGAGUCAGUUCAAUAUAUGUUUGUUGUUGUUUAUAUUAUUUUUUAAAUCUAAAAUUUUAAUGGUUCAAAAUAAAAAUUAAAUUA
Messenger RNA from Phymastichus coffea, 1608 nucleotides. It is a transcript of the gene Dpit47, whose product is annotated as DNA polymerase interacting tetratricopeptide repeat-containing, protein of 47 kDa. The transcript is spliced from 2 exons. Gene Ontology annotation, molecular function: Hsp90 protein binding. Lineage: Eukaryota; Metazoa; Arthropoda; Insecta; Hymenoptera; Eulophidae. The coding region runs from base 245 to 1387 and encodes 380 amino acids. The record is from RefSeq and is a predicted model, not a curated record.